Messenger RNA from Poecile atricapillus (Black-capped chickadee), 5170 nucleotides. RefSeq names its product RIMS binding protein 2 (gene RIMBP2). Gene Ontology annotation, biological process: neuromuscular synaptic transmission. The record is from RefSeq and is a predicted model, not a curated record. The coding region runs from base 518 to 3913 and encodes 1131 amino acids. Lineage: Eukaryota; Metazoa; Chordata; Aves; Passeriformes; Paridae. Gene Ontology annotation, molecular function: protein binding. The transcript has 23 exons.
CUGGCCCUGACACCGGAGCUGCUGCUGCUGCUGCCGGCCCCGAGCGCCGCCGGCCCCGCUCCGGGCCAGGAUGAGCCCCGCCGCCCCGGGCAGCCCCUGAGCCCGCACAGUUUGGAAAUGAUCCAGCAUGUCUGCAGCCUGCAGCUCCACAGAAAAUAUUUGAUCAGACCUGGUUUAUAGAAGAGAGCCAGAAUUCCCAGUCUCAUGUCACCACCUUAAACCCGAGGCUUCAUCUCUGGCAGCUUUUAAACAGAACACCGGUAUCGGGCUGGCAGCAUUCAUGAGCCUUUAGGAACAGAAGGAGAAGGAGCUGAAGGAUGCUGAGCAGGAGGAGAAGGGCGUGAGGCUGCAGGAUGCCAGCGUGUGCCCCCGAGCCCUGCAGCGCUGCCAGGUAAAAUCAGACUAUGACCAUCUUCGAGAAACCUUUCUCAGAGUGACCAAAGAACGAGAUUUGGCUGUAAGGGGAAAACACCAGCUCCAAGCCAAGCUGGAGAACCUAGAGCAGGUCCUAAAGCACAUGCGAGAGGCUGCGGAACGGCGGCAACAGCUGGAGCUGGAGCAUGAGCAAGCCUUGGCUGUCCUCAACGCCAAACAGCAGGAGAUCGAGCUGCUGCAGAAGGCUCAGGUUGAAGCUAAGAAGGAGCAUGAAGGAGCAGUUCAGUUGCUAGAGGCCAAGGUGCGGGAGCUGGAGGAGAAAUGCCGGACUCAGAGCGAGCAGUUUAACCUCCUGUCGCGGGAGCUGGAGCGGUUCCGGCAGCAGGCGGGCAAGAUCGACCUCCUGAGCAGCAACUCCCUGGCACCCCCGGGCCUGGCCGGGGCUCCUGGAAAAUCCCUGUCCCAGCUGAUGAAUGGAAUUGCCACUUCCAUAGGCAAAGGUCAUGAAAGCCCUUCUGGAAGUCGCUGUGUGAUUUCAGAGUUCAUCCGGCCCCUUCAGAUAUCUGGAGACAAACCAGAACAGCUGUCUGUCAAACCUACAUUCCUGUCCAAGUCAAGAGCUGGGACCCCAAGAUGCAGAUUUGAUUCAGACAUGGAUAAUGAUCAGAAUUCCAAUACCUCAAAGCAGAGAUAUUCUGGGAAAGUCCACCUUUGCAUUGCCCGGUACAGCUACAACCCCUUUGAUGGACCAAAUGAGAACCCGGAGGCGGAGCUCCCUCUCACAGCAGGAAAGUACCUCUAUGUCUACGGGGACAUGGACGAGGACGGCUUCUACGAAGGAGAACUUCUGGAUGGACAAAGAGGACUGGUCCCUUCGAACUUUGUGGAUUUUGUUCAGGACAACGAGAGCCGGUUGUCGAGCACACUGAGCAGCGAGCAGGAUCAGAAUUUCAUCAACCGCUCGGGCCCUCCCCUGGAAGGAGAUCUGCUGGAGAUCAGUCCCCCGAGUCACCUCGACUCCAGCGUGCUCAGCAACGGCGCGGGGACGCUGGAUGUGAACAUCGAUGAGAUUGGAGAAGACAUUGUGCCUUAUCCCAGAAAAAUCACCCUUAUCAAACAACUCGCCAAAAGUGUUAUUGUGGGCUGGGAGCCACCGGUGGUGCCGCCCGGCUGGGGAACCGUCAGCAGCUACAACGUCCUGGUGGACAAGGAGAUCAGGAUGAACGUGGCCCUGGGCAGCAGGACGAAAGCCCUGAUAGAAAAGCUCAACAUCUCCACCUGCACGUACCGGAUAUCCAUCCAGAGCAUCACCAACAAGGGCAACUCCGACGAGCUGCAGUGCACCUUGCUGGUGGGCAAGGACGUCAUCGUCGCCCCCUCCAACCUCAGAGUGGACAACAUCACCCAGAUUUCUGCUGAGCUGUCCUGGCUCCCCACCAACAGCAAUUACAGUCAUGUCAUCUUCCUGAACGAGGAGGAGUUUGACAUUGUCAAGGCUGCUAGCUACAAGUACCAUUUUUUUAAUUUGAAGCCCAACAUGGCCUACAAGGUGAAGGUCAUGGCAAAGCCCCACCAGAUGCCCUGGCAGCUUCCCCUGGAACAGCGAGAAAAAAAGGAAGCCUUUGUGGAAUUUUCUACAUUGCCAGCAGGUCCUCCAGCCCCACCUCAAGACGUGUCUGUCCGGGCAGGGUCCACGCCAGGGACCAUCCAGGUGUCCUGGAAGCCGCCGGUGCUGUCGGCGACGGGGACGUCACACGGUGCCAGCGUCACGGGCUACGGUGUCUACGCCAAAGGCCAGCGGGUGGCAGAGGUGAUGUUCCCAGCAGCCGAGAGCGCGCUGCUGGAGCUGCGCAGCCUGCGGAGCCUGGACGCCAGGGAAGUGACGGUCCGGACGCUCUCCGCGCAGGGAGACUCGCUGGACUCUUGUGUUGCUGCCAUUCCAUCUGACCUCCUGGUGCCUCCAACCCCUCACCCCAGAACUGCUCCCAAAUCUAAGCCAUUAGCAAGUGCCGGAGCCCCAGAAACCAAAGAAGAACACUUAGGCCCACAUUUAAAAAGGGAUGAGUCGUGGGAGCAGACUCGUUCGGUGUCCCCUGUCCACGGACACAUGCUGGAGCCACCCAACUUCCACGGCCCACUCCAGGGGAGGAGAUCUCCAUCCCCCAACAGGAUCCUGCCCCAGCCUCAAGGCACUCCAGUCCCCAACACCGUCGCAAAAGCCAUGGCAAGAGAAGCUGCACAGAGAGUGGCAGAGAGCAACAGGAUGGAGAGGAGGAGCGUUUUCAGCGAGAGGAGCAGCGCGGCCCCGUUCUCCGAUGAGGAGGAGGAUGGUUACGACUCCCCCAAGGUCAAGCGAAGGGGAGCCUCGGUUGAUGAUUUCCUGAAAGGGUCAGAACUUGGCAAGCAGGCUCACUACUGCCACGGGGAUGAGUACCAGACGGAGAGCAGCCGCGGCUCCGACCUGUCCGACAUCCUGGAGGAGGAUGAGGAGGAGCUCUACUCCGAGAUGCAGCUGGAGGAGGGCGGCCGGCGGCGCCUCAGCCUCACCUCGCACGGAGCGCUCAAGCUUUUAGGUAACCCAGCCUCGGCAGGACGGGUGGACAGGGUGGAGCACGUGGGGCGGAGAUCGUCCCAUGGCAGCGCGGGGCCACCGAGGGCUCGGCCGGUCUUGGUCCCCUCCAUGGAUGGCUACGGUGGCCAUGACCAUCUUUCUCCAGAUAUUUUUGAGGAGUCUGAAACAGAUCCUGGCACUGAAGAUCUUUCCACUCGAAUAUUUGUUGCACUUUUUGACUACGAUCCACUGACGAUGUCCCCAAACCCCGAUGCUGCAGAGGAGGAGCUGCCAUUUAAAGAAGGACAGAUCAUUAAGGUUUAUGGGGACAAAGAUGCUGAUGGAUUUUACCGUGGAGAAACCUGUGCCAGAGUUGGCCUUAUCCCCUGUAAUAUGGUCUCUGAGAUACAAGCAGAUGAUGAAGAGAUGAUGGAUCAGCUUCUCAAACAAGGUUUCCUUCCUUUGAACACUCCAAUUGAGAAAAUCGAGCGGGGCCGGCGCGGGCGGCAGCAGCAGCUCAGCACCAGGAGGAUGGUGGCUCUCUACGAUUACGACCCCAGGGAGAGCUCCCCGAACGUGGAUGUGGAGGCUGAGCUGACGUUCUGCACCGGGGACAUCAUCACCGUCUUCGGUGAGAUCGAUGAAGAUGGAUUUUAUUACGGUGAACUCAAUGGACAAAAGGGGCUGGUUCCUUCCAACUUCCUUGAAGAAGUGCCUGAUGAUGUUGAGGUGUUUCUCUCCGACGCACCCUCGCGCUACGUCCACGACACACCCACGCGAUCCAAGGCAAAAAGGGUUCCUCCUGAGAAUACAGGUACACCCCGGAGAGCAGCAUCCCCCACAGCUCAUCUCCAUUCCGGGUCACCUCCGUCUCCGGUGAUGGGCUCUGGUAGUCCCGGGAGAGGCAGGGAUAUGGCCUCGAAAAAGAAAAAGGGGCUGCUUUCCAAAGGCAAGAAACUGCUGAAAAAGCUUGGUGCAGUGAAAUGAGUCCUGUGCUCCUGGACAACUUGUAAAGCUUCCAGUCUGUGUACUUCUUCUUUUUCUUUUUUUUUUUUUUUUUUUAAAGUCAAAACUAGGGCUUUCAUGACUAUGCAGUACUUUACCAGACCUUUGCAUUUUUAACUCUGACAUCAAUAGAAUCAUGUGAAUCACUUAAUCAAAACAGCAAGAAAAAAAGGGAAGUGGAUCUGUUGUUGGUAAAAACAUUAUUUAAAAAGUAAAAAAAUCAAAAAAUGAAUAAAUAUUGUGGGAUUAAGGCCAGAAGAACAUGGUUUUAUUUGAAGUCAACACCUGCAACUCCAUUGGAAAAAUCUCAGCCUUUAUUCUCCUUUAACCAUGAGUGGGGGGAGAAAACUCUCUUCACUGAUUGCUAGCUCAGAGAGAUCACCCCACUGUAUCCAAUCAUUAGCAUUAACAACAAUGGUCUUGAAACUCCUAGUUGAAUCAGCCUUGAUGUUUUGCCUUAUUAAUGCACAAUGAUUUGUACUGUCUAAUAAAUAUGCAGCGUAUACUUUGUAUGUACUGUGUAUUCCGCUGUCUCCAUCCUCCCUCCCUCCCUCCCUCCUGCGGGAUUCCAGAUCAGAUCCUGCCCCCGAUGAGCUCCUGGAGUGUGCAAGUGCUGUGCUCAACGCUACAUUUGAGUUUUUGCUGCCCCAGUACAACCCAAAGCCCUGUGUUGAUUUGUCCUCCUCACUCUGCUGGACGGGGCAGGGUGAGGGGCUCAGAACCCUUCCAAGCACCCGAGCUCCAGCUUUGGGCUCCUGGUUCUCUUCCAAGCCCCUGGGACAAAGCCAACUCCACGCCCACCCCCUUUUCUUUAUCCCCGUUUUCCCUGUGGGGUUCAGGCCGAGGUUGAAGGUGUUUUCAGGGUGCUGCUGGCAGCUCCAGGCUGCAGCAGCUCUGCAGGGAGGGACAGGCUGUCCCAGCCCCAGCCCCAGCUGCGCCGGGCUCCGAGCACACGGGAACCAGGAGAAGCUCCCCACACACCGAUGGCAGUCAUUGGCUGGUACUAUUUUGUAAUUCUUGUCCAUUUGUAAAUUGUUUUUACUGUUUAUACAUACUUUUCAGACUGCCUUUCUUUUUGUAAUUUAUGGAAGGUUUAUAAAUGAAUGAUCAAAGCUUCCCCAUUGUGUCUUCAGAUAACAAUGUAAAUUACUGUAAAAUACUGUGUGCUAGAUUAUAACAUUUAAUUAAAGAAAAUAACUGGCCUCCGUUUGUGGUAAAGUACUGUGUGGGUGUGUGCAU